Topomyia yanbarensis is the source of this 6364-nucleotide messenger RNA. RefSeq names its product myosin-G heavy chain. NCBI's taxonomy places the organism in Eukaryota, Metazoa, Arthropoda, Insecta, Diptera, Culicidae. The record is from RefSeq and is a predicted model, not a curated record. The coding region runs from base 1598 to 5860 and encodes 1420 amino acids. The transcript is spliced from 10 exons.
GCUCGCGAUCAAAGUGUGCACAGGAGUUCUACCAGUUCUUGUGUCAACUAAAGAAUUCAUUAGUUUAAAGUUUGCGAAAAGAAGUCAAUAAGGUAAAAACAAGCAAACAAAAGUAGUCUCAUUUCGAUUCGCAAUCGCACCAUUAGGAGGCAAGUACAUAUCGAGUGGUUGUGUGGAAAGAACAUUCAAAACCUGCCCCAUUGCAUUGCUUCCGUUUAGGGAAAAGCGUUGGCGGUGGUUGGCGUACACUCAGCAGGUACCUACAUACCUCUUUGUAUCGUACUUGGCGAGAAAGGGUAGAAAGGAGUUUCGAGUUCUCACUGUGUUGGCCAGCUGAGCCUUCAGUAGCGUGGUUCACGUUGCGUUGGUAACGCCACAAAUAACACUAAUGCGCCCUUAUUACACCUUCGCUCGCAAAAAAGUACCAUGUUUUGUGUGACCACCGUCGUCUGUCGUUGAGUUUUUUCUUACGUUCAGUCGAAGUGUGAUUUCAACGGAUCUACACAUUUACAGUAGUCGUGCAAAUCAGCAAAAUAAACAAGUUUAUCUGACACAACAGCUGAUAACUAAUUUCGAACGGGGUGGCAAGUGAAAUGAAAGAAAAAUUUCGAACAUGUGCGAAUAAUUUCGAAGAACAAGAUAACAGUUUACGACCCCGAAAGAUUCGACUGCGUUGAAAUUCAAGCAAUAAAGUAGAGGUAGUGCACAUUUUGCGUAAAAUGAGUGGUGAAAUAAAGGGAAAAAGACAAUUUUAAGCCGGUUGCUGAGUAGUUCGUGACAGGUUGAAUACUAACUUUCAACUAUUAACUGAACGAUUGCAGCAGCAGUGAAUAUAAAGUGUGAUUUGUAUGCGAAGUAGGUAAUCAAAAGGCGAACCUCACUGUUUGGAUAAAAUCAGUUUCAAUUUGCAGGGACGAAGUCCGCCAAGCUCGAGUACACGGAUUCGAUCGAUUCGUGGCCUGCCUCGGCUGCCUACCUGUUUGUCGUCGUGCACUAUUAUGGAAUAUGACGCGGCAGAGCGGCACUGAUGGCGAUGUUGGUGUUGCGAGGACUCGCGCUUCGCAGUUGAUGGAAGGUGUGCGAAGGUCGGUUUGAAGUUGCGGCUCCUGCGAGGUCGCCUGUUCCUAGUACAUACAGUCUGUCAGUUUAUUCAUCCGCUAGCGGAGGGAUUUAUCGUCGUGAGUGAGCCUUGCUCCAAAGUAGAGUAUAAUCUAAAAGUGACGGUUUAUUAGUUUACCUUAUCUUAAACGUCCGGAGCGUGAAAGCAUACAUGCGACCGGUUCUGCUGCCCCAGUGAAACGUGACGGAAUUUAACGAGCAUCGAUUUAUUUUCGAGUGAUAAAAUUUUUUACUAGAUAGUGAACUUGUUCAGAGCAGUGAAAGGUCUGUCCGAGUUAGUUAAUGUUAUUUUUUUUUGUGGGUGCCAUGUUUAAAAAUAAAAAUGAAUGCAGUCAGUUGAUUGGUCAUAACUCGUUUGUAGAUAACAAGUGAUGGAAAAUGAAGUAUUCCAGGAGAAUUUGCAUUGAAUAACAUAGCGCGGAGAAGAGAAGAAUAUAUAAUCAAUCAAUUGUAAAAUCGAGGUAUAUAUCUACUGAAUAUGGAACGUAGCCAAACGAUAAUAAUGGAUAACGAUGAAGCCGAUACGGAUAUGAGCGAUACAUCGCAGAACAAGGCAGAGUACGAUCUGUCCCAUAAAACGGCCAGGCAUCCAGAGGAGCAAGCUAGCGACGAGGACCUGACCGGCGACUUCAAAGAACACCACUAUGAAUAUCGCUAUGAUGGCAGCUGGCCUGACAACAACCUGAACGAAAAAGAACAACAGUACGUCGACCAGGAGAAGGACGAUCCGGUCUACGACGAGCAGUACAAACCGGUCGUCGAUCCGUUCCUGCAGAUCCCCGAACCGCCGCCGAAUCUCGAACUGCGCCAAUGUCCGAUAUGCUCGCGAAACUUCGUACCGCCCUCGUUGUCCAAACACAUCUCCAUCUGUGAGCGGAUGCAGACGAAAAAGCGAAAACCCUUCGACUCUUCCCGCCAGCGACGCGAGGGAACCGACCUAGCCUCGUACCUGCCGAAGAACUUCGGACUGCCCCACAAUCACCCACAGGCCAGAGUUUCGCCACCAAAAACGACAAACCCCAUUCGAAAACUGAGCACAAGCAAAACGCCCACAAUGGAACGCAAAGACUACAUGGGUGUGAGUCACGCCAACAACAAUAUGUCCAAAUCCCAAACGCUACCCAGCACAUCAUCGACCGGAGACAGUUCAUGCACUGCAACGACGACCCCUCGGCCUACCCUGAAAAGGAGUCUUUCCCAGCAGAACGAACCGUGUCCAUAUUGCGAGCGUUGCUUCGGGUUCAAAGCGUACGACCGGCACGUGGAAUGGUGCCGUGAGAAGGCACUGCUCAAUAAAAACAUCCAUAACAGCCAGACGAUUUCCGCUGCCAAAGAACGGCUCAACGCUCGUAUUCAGUACAAAGCCCCUCAAAUUAGUGGAACUAAUGCAAAGUGUUUCAUUCCAUCAAGGUCGAAACGUGCCUUAAACCGAGAGAAAUACUCGGGCAGUCUCAGCUGUGGUGGUUCCACCAACAGUCUAGCAGAUUUGGACCUUCCGCUUCCUAGGCAUCAUCGCAGCCAUCUCAACUCGAUGAGUUCUUCCAUUUCCAGUGAUAACAAAUCCGAUCACUCCGGUUCGUUGAAGAAGGCACCCUCCAUCGGCCAAUUCAACACAGCCACCGCAUCAAAAGCGGCGAAAGUCACGAAAAAAAUUCGGGCCAAUCUAAUGGAGAACGAGAACUUUAGAAAUGACUUCGGUAAUGACCAGCAGGGACAUGGAACCAACAAUUUUGGCAACAAUCUGAUCAUCAGGCCAGCCCAGGAUGUGCGGCGAGAAAAGGAACAAUCCGUCGGCAAGCUGGAAAGGGUUGGUCAUGGGGAGCACCGCGUUCCACUGAAGCGUGGCGCCAACAAGAACGUAAAGUGCAAUAAGAGCGGAUACAGCCCGGACCGGUACGAUCCGUUCCUGUCCGCCAAAAGACAGCUAGAGGAAUUGUUCUCGCCAACUUCCGGCUACACUACGUCAACUCCACGACAACAGACGCCAAACAACCACGUGACAACUCCAGUGACUCCUACUGCUGCCAUGAGUAAAUCAGUAACAACUCCUACGAACAAAACAUCUCCGAUUAUAAGUUCCAACUUUCGACGAGCCUCGUCCCUCAGAAUGCCCCGGAAAGUCUCCCGACCGAUGUACAUAGAGAAAGCCAAAUCAAACAUUCAAAAAGGCAUCACAGAUGAUGGUCCAGUUUCCCCGAACUUUCUCAAGUCAUCCGAAUACGAUGAAAUACCGAUCAAAUCAGCGUUUAAUGCACUGCAAAUGGCGGAGAAACCAAAAAUGAGAGAUUCGAGUACGACGCGGAAAAAUCUCAAGCUCGAAAUUAAAGAUCCCAAUCGACCAGCUACAGAUCUUCAUCUGUCCAAAACAGACUCACUUGCCGCUUUUCUGAAGUAUGAGCACGAACUGAACUUGGCAGCCAUGAGUGAGAAAGACAAAAAAGACAAAAGUAACAGUUUGAGUAAGAGGUCCUCUUCGCUCGGCGGACAAGAGCGGAAGGAUGCUAUGCUGUACGCCAACGUUACCGGUAAUGGGCUGAAGAGUGAACAAACACCACGAGAUGAGAAAGAAAAAUCGGAACAGAUACUUCAAGAUAUACAACCGUUUAAGAAACAUCCGCAAAAACUUGUACCCAUCAAAUUAGAACCCAUUAACAUUUCUUACAACAAUAACAACAGUCACAAUCACAACAGUAAUAUUAAAAAUAAUAUUAAUAAUAAUACCAAUAAGCACACAAAUAACAAUAAUGAUAGUAACAGCAGUCGUAACGUUAUUAGUAAACCAACGGUAAUCUCUCUGGAUGCGAUACUAGGUAAAAAACCGAAGCCUCUACCGGAGGAUAAAGAGAAUCGCAAGGAAUCGAACCUUAUCGAUGCGCAGUCGAUCAACAAUCGCGAUAAUCUCACCGUGAUUGCAACCAAAAUAUCUUCAUCAGAGUCGGACUCUAGUGUGAAGACGUUAGAAGUAUUGCAACCGACUCCGGGUCCGAACCGUUUGGCUGAGUUAUCGAGCAGUUCCACAGAAACAGCUAGCAGCGACAACAGCCGCGUUGAAGUUCCACCAAAAAUCGACAACAGACUUAACGACAGCAGUACAAAGAGUGAAUCCGCCGACAAAAGACCGACUUUGACCAGACAAAAUGGAACUACGAGCGCCAGUAGCAGUAGAGAUGCAAGUCGAGAAGAGAGUCCGGCCGAACAACAGCCGCAUAAUAUAUUAACAAAAAACCAAAGCCAAUCAGAUGAUGUCAAGCCACAAACACCCGAUGUUCCCGGAUUGGAACGAAAGAUUCCGAAACCGUCCACCCCGAUAACGGUCCAGAAGAAACCUGAACGACCCCCUCUUCCAUCCUUCGACGACUUUGACUUUGACGAGUUUAUAUCCUCCUUCGAAGAGGAACGACGCUCCUUCAAAAACGCCUUCUACUCUCGUAACGUGAAACCUAGUAGUAGUAGUAGUAAUAGUAGCAAUAGUAAUAGGAACAUCAAUCAGCAUGCCAACAUUACGAACAAUGAUAGUCCUACUAAUGUAAAGAGUGUUGCUAGUUUGAAUGGUAGUAAUAGUAGUACUGGUAGUCCUAGUCAUUUCACUUCCCCAAACAGCCAUCCUGACUACAAAAGUUUCGAUAACCAUGCUAGAUCUGAAGGGGUGGACACUACACGCCAAAUGUUACAACCGCAGCAGUCACAGGAGCCACCACAAGUGCCACGACGUCAGUUCCCAACAGAGCAGAUUCAGGCUACGUCGAACCACACAACCCGAAACCUUCCAAGUAUCGUGACUAACCCUGGCACGGUUCCAGUUGAAGCUCCAUCAUCUGAUACUAAGUCGCACAAAACGGAUCGCAUGGCUCCCAUCGUAGGUUAUGGACUGCAUAACGAUAACAAUAAUAACAUGAACGGAAGCCCGCUCACCGUCAGGACCAACCCAUUUGUGUCACGCCACAGCAACGGUAACAAUUUUAACCAUCAUCCUUCAACCGUCCCACAACAGCCAUAUCAACAACAUGCAUCGCCAGUGAACAACAACAACACGAUUUCAACACGCCUCGUGCCACAGACAUAUACGACUCCGUCUCCACUUUUCGAACACACAGCCACCCGUCAGUCUCCGCUGGGUACCGUCAACGGUGUUGGUAACACUGUAGGCGGUAAUGGCACUGGUGGGGGAGGCAGUGGUGGUCGUAUCAUGUUUGACGAUCUCUCUCCAACAGAGCGAGACUUGAUGAAAAGUGUUCAGGAGCUGGAUCGGAUGUGCGAGUCAUCUUCCUCGAUGUACCCUGCCGAUUCCGAUGAGGUUUCCAGUGUCGAGGGAUAUCCACUGUCCAAUUCAACACGAGGUCAUCACCACGAAACUGGCGGCCGAUCCCACCAGCGACCAAGUGCGGAAGGAUCCAAGUUUAGUGCCGAUUCGGCUUAUGGCAGCAGCUUGUCCCGUCAGUCACCGCCAGAGCCGCAGCAUCACACUAUACGGCGGGCGUACCAUCAUCGGAGCGGUAAGUCCACCACCACUAGUCAGCAGCAGGACCCGUUCGAUAACUCGAGCGGUUCCGAGUCGUCUCUGCCACCGAUUACGGCCACACUCAAAACGCAGAAGGUGGAACUGCACUCGCACAAGGAAUCAAGAGUUGGCGGACCCGUUGUGCCCAUGUCGAAAUUUUGCCACGAAUGCGGUUCUCGCUUCACAAUCAAUACGGCCAAGUUCUGCAUGGAGUGUGGCAUCCGGAGGAUUAUGUUGGAUUAAUAAGAUAUUUGUAUCAAAUGUUAGGUGAAGUUUGCACAUUGUUUUUUUUACCCGUUGGUUUGCAUCAUUCUUGUUAGGAACAUUUUGAAUUGUGAACAAUAAAAUUCAAGUGACAUUUCUUUCAGUUCAAGUAGAAGCUACCUAUAUUUUCUUAUACUGUUAAUAGCAUUACAGUUUAUUCAUUUAUAAGUUACCAAAUCGAUCGUAAAUAACAAUUUGAUUAAAAAGGAGAAAAAACAAACGAAAAAACAUUAACAAAGACUGAACCUAUAAGCGUCAAACAUGUAGAAAACUAACCCCUAUAAUGUAGUAUAAACUUGCAUCUGAUACUAUUUUCAGUGAGGAAAUUGACAACGUACAUCUUUAAAAAGUCUUUAAUUAUACAGAUGCAGGAAACACGAGUGCUUCAGUAUGAAUACGUCUGUAAAAUAACGAAUAAAACCCGGUGUUUAACGAUGCAUUUUAACUUCCAGUUUAACAGAACCCAAUAAAAAUUAAAUAAAA